This is a messenger RNA of Malania oleifera, 1204 nucleotides long. Its product is annotated as selT-like protein. Gene Ontology annotation, cellular component: endoplasmic reticulum membrane. Gene Ontology annotation, biological process: cell redox homeostasis. NCBI's taxonomy places the organism in Eukaryota, Viridiplantae, Streptophyta, Magnoliopsida, Santalales, Ximeniaceae. Gene Ontology annotation, molecular function: thioredoxin-disulfide reductase (NADPH) activity. The transcript is spliced from 4 exons. The record is from RefSeq and is a predicted model, not a curated record. The coding region runs from base 176 to 871 and encodes 231 amino acids.
GACAUGGAUUCAAAACGGUGUUGGUGUUGGGGGACGGCACGUGCAGUUAAUUCAAAAUAAAUUAGAAGACACUUUUACCCUUACACUGCCCUGAAUUCUGAAAUUCUCCCCACUCGGCAGCAACUCCUCUCUCUCUCUCUCUCUCUCUCUCUCUCUCCUUCUUCUUCUUCGGGUGAUGGAUCGUGCGCAGCUUCUUCUGUUUGGGUUGCCGAUCUUCAUUUUCUUCUCGGAUCUUGUAGGCAUCUUCACGCCACCGCAAUCAUUGCCUCCAAAAUCAAACCACAAUCACCACCAUCUCCAUCAACAGCGUCCCCAACCCCAUCUUGGCGUCUCACAGACCCUAAAUUUUCCUACACAGAAAGCGAGUGGCUUUGGAGGAAUCGGCGUAGGCAACACCAUCAACAUUAAUUUCUGCUCUUCUUGUUCCUACAGAGGAAAUGCAGUAACAAUGAAAAAUAUGCUGGAAACUUCAUUUCCUGGAAUUAAUGUUAUUCUUGCAAAUUACCCACCUCCACUUCCAAAACGCGUAUUGAGCAGAGUGGCUACAAUUGCUCAAGUAGCAAUUUUUGGAAUUGUAAUGGCAGGUGAACAAAUUUUCCCCAUGAUAAGAAUUAUGACACCACCUCCUUGGUACUACUCAUUGCGUGCAAAUAGAUUUGGAACCAUUUCAACAACUUGGCUUCUUGGAAAUGUAAUUCAAUCCUUCCUCCAAAGUUCUGGUGCUUUUGAAGUAUACUGCAAUAGUGACUUGGUUUUCUCCAAGCUUAGGGAGCAAAGGUUCCCUGGUGAAAUUGAGUUGAAGGAUAUUAUUGGGAAAAGGCUCAUUAGCUCAAGCAUUGUGAAUGGCCCUGCAGAAAAUCUCUGGUCGUAAUGCCUUUUGAGAACUACCACUAAUUUAAUUGGAGGUGCCAAUGAGAUAAACAGAGAACUUGCUGCCAAGUUGUAGAAUUGAAGAAUUGAGCGGCAGUGUUACUCAACGAAACAGAUUGCACCAAUUAGAUGCACCGAAUAGUUCUAACAUUCUCUACAUCUAUGUCAGUUAUAUUGAGCAAAAAGAAAAAGGAAAACAUCUGCCUAACCGUAGAGGCAAGGCAUUUCACUGCAGAUUAGUAAUUCUUUUUUGUACCGCUGGAGAUUUGUAUUAUGACCUUUUUCAUAUCAUUCUUCUGUGACAAACUCCUUAGGUUAUGUUUGAUCUGUCAAA